Fragaria vesca subsp. vesca is the source of this 1161-nucleotide messenger RNA. Its product is annotated as F-box/kelch-repeat protein At3g06240-like. Bases 1 to 1161 code for a protein of 386 amino acids. Gene Ontology annotation, molecular function: protein binding. The transcript has a single exon. The record is from RefSeq and is a predicted model, not a curated record. NCBI's taxonomy places the organism in Eukaryota, Viridiplantae, Streptophyta, Magnoliopsida, Rosales, Rosaceae.
AUGGAAGCCAAUGGCGAGCUUGCGGGGCACCGAUUCCCUCUUCCUGCCGACAUCAUAGUUGAGAUUCUUUCAAGGUUACCAGUCAAGUCCUUAUGCCGCUUCAGGUGCGUAUCAAAGCCCUGGCGUUCUCUAAUCUUCAACACCAAGUUCAUUGCACUGCACGCCAAGAAAGCCCUCGAGGAUAAAGAGGUAUUCUUUCGGAGACGAAGAGUCAUAUCUAACGUUGCAAGUCGUGGCCUUUACUCUAUGGACCUAGAUGAGUUUCUCAACCAUGCAGAUAAUCCUCAUGGUUCAGUAACAGCCACCGAGCUCGAUUUUGUUCGGAAAGAAUUUGAUCCAGAGCAACAACAUAAACCUCCUUGGCUUCCUUUCAUCUACUUCUGUAAUAACUUGUUGUUGUGCUAUACCAAGAAAGGGAUUUAUUUGGUUAACCCUGCAACCAGGCAGAUGAAGAAAGUAUCCAAGACACCGACGUGGAGACCUAGCCCUGCUAUCAGGAUGCGUGCUACCUUGAGCAUAUGUGGACUUGGAUUUGAUUACUCGACCAAUGAGUAUAAGGUGGUUGACGGGCAGAUGUACUGUGACAUGAGAAUCGUAUUCAGUGUCUAUAGAUUGAAAACUGAUUCUUGGCGACAGAUAGAGUACGACACUCAAUACUGUCCUGAUUAUCAUCAAGGGAUUUCUUUCAAUGGAGCUAUUCAUUGGUCGGCGGGGAAAGCUUUUGGAGUUGGCAAUAGAUCAGUGAUUCUAACUUUUCUAUUAGCAGAGGAGGAGUUUUGCGAAAUUCAACUCCCACCCAUCGCUGAUACUUGUUCAACAAUACUGGGAGUGUUUAGAGAUUGCUUAUGUAUAACGCUAAGUGGCACUCAUCAAACAUAUGAUGAGUUUUGGGUCAUGAAAGAAUAUAGAGCGAGUGAGUCUUGGACUAAAAUAAGAAUCUCCAUGCCAUAUUCGACCAUAUUGUCACAUAUUGGUUUCUCUACAAAAUCGCAUGAUCUUAUGGUGUACGAGAAUUCAUUGAUUAUGUACGACUUUAAGAAAGAAAGUGGUAGGAAGCUACAAAUUCGUGAUAUACCUAAGGUUGAUACUUGUGUGGGGGUUUAUGUUGAGGGGCUUUUUCCACUUACUGAUCAAGCUAGAGAAGGACGAGAGUCGACGUAG